This is a messenger RNA of Penicillium argentinense, 3006 nucleotides long. Its product is annotated as CHAT domain-containing protein. The record is from RefSeq and is a predicted model, not a curated record. The transcript has a single exon. Gene Ontology annotation, molecular function: protein binding. Lineage: Eukaryota; Fungi; Ascomycota; Eurotiomycetes; Eurotiales; Aspergillaceae. The coding region runs from base 1 to 3006 and encodes 1001 amino acids.
AUGCUACAACAAGCCGUUGAUCUUGCCGAGGAAUCUGUGAGUCUAUCGGAUGGCUAUUACAGACCUUGGUUCGUCUAUUUCCACUGCGCCUUGGUACAUUGGUCGCGGUUUGAGUCAUGCGGUGAAGUGGACGACAUCGACCGAGCCAUCGAAUGUGCGCAAAAGGCUACCCAGGACCAGAAUUAUGAGAAACGGUGGGACUGUUACCGUCUACUUGCGCAGGUUCUUCUUCUGAGAUAUGAUCGCCUCCACCGCAUACAGGAUUUGAGUGAUUCCUUAUCUGCAGCGUCGGAGGGACAGUCCAAAUGCCGGCCAGGUGACACCAAUGCGCAGGCGAAUAUUCUGUGGAUGGUUGGAAAGGCGUCUUAUGGCAUGUAUCACAAUAUGCCAUCAAUCGAGCUGCUUCACAAAAUCCGUGGAGCGUUUUUGCAAGCAAGUCAGCAAAUGGAAGACAAUCAGGCGUCGAAGGCCCUGGUGUUGAACGAUCUGGGGAAUGUGUAUACCCAACUCUUCCGGCAUGAGGCGAAACCGGACCAACUCCAGAAAGCCAUUGAUGCCUAUAAGGAGGCAUUGUCGAUACUGGAGGCUCUCUCUGGAGAUGAAAAUCAUUCUCACAUAUUUAUGGUGAGUGGUGCACUAGGAUCUGUGAUGUCUGAGCGAUUCAGUCAUUGGCAAUCCGAUGCCGAUAUCGAAUCUUCGAUCCGAUACUAUCGCAUCAGUCUUUCUCAGAUUGACAACCGCAACCCCCGGUUUCGGAUUCGGGCUGCGAAUAUGUGUUAUGCAUUGACACUGCGCUUUCGCCACAAAAAGAACUUGGACGACCUACGAGAGGCUCGACGGCUGGUCAUAUCGGCACUCGAGGGACCAGUCUCAUUGAAUAAUGAACAGAGAGCUGACCUUACCAUGCAUGUGGCGGAUACUUAUCAAGUUGCAUACGAAGUUACUGGCGAUCUAUCCGACCUAAAAGAUGCCAUCAAGUAUUAUGACAAGGCAAAAGCCAUCCAAGGCAGUUUUGGUUCAUCUUCUCAGCGCGGGCUGCGAGAAAUCAACAAAGGAGUCGCUCUUUCAAUCUUUGCUAGUGCCACUCGUGACCUGACUGUGUAUGAGGCACGAGAGAAAGCAUAUCUUGAAGCCUUGAGCAUACUGGAAGAAAGUGACCCCUUCCAUUCCACGGCCGUUCAUAAUUAUGCUCGUCUCAUCUAUGAUAGGUACUCUCAGAAACUGGGAGCUGAUGCUUCACUCAGAGAAGAUGCAAGACGGGCGCUGGAAAAGUAUGAAAGUAUUACCCGCAUGAACGUCUUUCCGGCAUUUUCGCGCAUCAGUGCCGGGUCCAUAGCAGCUAAGAUUGCAAAUGAUGAACUGAAAGACCCUGUGAGAGCCCGAGACAAUAUCCUCAUAAGUCUGGAUCUGCUCCCGGAAGCAAUCCUCAUGCACGAAACUCGACUGAAGCAGCUGCAAUAUAUUCGAAGACAUCAGUAUGUUCCUGGGGUUGUCGCGUCUCUGUCACUCAGCGCGGGAGAUUCUCCAAGUACCGUGAUCCAGCGUCUAGAAACAGGCCGGGCCUUUAUCUGGGAUCGUAUCCAAGGUCGACCAACUCAGCUUGAAGUUCUAGAAGCCGAACAUCCCGAUCUGGCCGCAAAGUUCAAUACAUUGCAACAACGAGUUUUUCAAAAGUCUCGUUCUUCUAGUCAACUGAAUAGAAUGGAUUUGGCAUCUGUCUCGUUGCAUGACGAAACUCGAAUGCAGAGCCAUUACGAUGCAGAUGCAUAUCGCCGUGUUCUUGAAGAAAUCAGAACUCUGCCUGGGUUUAGCUCAUUCCUGAAGAUUCCAGAUUCCCCGGCCGAUAUUCAAGCCUGCGCCACAGAUUCUCCCAUUAUCUUCAUCAACGCGACCAAGUACCGAAGCGAUGCUAUUGUGAUUACUAAAGACGAAGUCUGCCACAUACCUCUCCCAUCUUUCGGUCAGGAGGAGAUAAUGCCCGCGAUAAGGCGGUUCAGAACCGCUUUGUAUUACUUUGGAAGCGCAGAAAAUCAUACCCAAGCACUAUAUGAAUACGAAAUCGUGAUGAAAAUGCUCUGGGAAACAGCUGCAAAGCCAGUGCUGAGCGGGAUUGACUGGAGCAAGUACAAGUGCGGUCCCUCAGGGAAGCCCAGAGUCAUCUGGGUGUCAACUGGAUGGAUUAGCAUCUUGCCAAUCCACGCAGCAGGGGAUUUCACGACUUCAAAUUCGACUUCCGAGGGUAUAAGGAGGCAGAAUGAACCGAGAUGCGUCCACGACAUCGCCGUGUCGUCAUACACAAACUCCCUCAAGUCUUUGUCAUUCAUCAAACAGGUCACAGAGAUCCGCAAGAAAUCACAACCAAGCCAAAAGCCCAAACAGCAAGCGCUCGUGAUAGCCAUGGCAACAACCCCCGGUUUUGGCCCAGACGGCAAUCUAGACGUCCAGCCCGAGACCACCGCAAUUGAAAAUAUGCUUUCGCCGAACUUCGAAACAAACAUUCUCAUGCAACCCGACUCGACAGCAAUGAAGAAGAACAUCCACCCUGAAACCACCAUCCUCCACUUUGCCUGUCACGCUCGCGCCGAUGAAAGCGACCCCUCCCGAAGUGCCAUCAUGCUACAAGAUAAUCAGAAGAUGCCUCCUCCAUUCUCCGUGAGGACACUCCUCAACCUGAACCUGCGAAGCUGUGAACUCGUCUACCUAUCUGCGUGUGAGUCGGGCGUAAGCAAAGAUCCGAAGCUACGAGACGAAGGCAUUCAUAUUGCAGGUGGUUUUCAUAUCGCGGGUGUUUCGCAUGUGAUAUCUACAUGGUGGAAGGUUUCGGAUAGUAUCUCUGCAGAGCUGGCCGGGCUAUUCUAUGAGCGUUUGAAUGGUUCUGCGUCGACAUCUGCGUCUGGGUUCGAUAUGGCUACUGCGCCGGAUGCGCUUUAUGAUGCCGUAAAGGAGAUGAGAAAGAGGAGUGUUCACCCUAUGUUUUGGGGAGCCUUCAUUCAUUCCGGCCCUUAG